Molecule: messenger RNA, 699 nt
Organism: Arxiozyma heterogenica
Lineage: Eukaryota; Fungi; Ascomycota; Saccharomycetes; Saccharomycetales; Saccharomycetaceae
Gene: NOP6
Product: Nop6p
Exons: 1
Coding region: 1-699 (232 amino acids)
Molecular function (GO): RNA binding
Source: RefSeq, a predicted model, not a curated record
AUGAGUGAGAAAUUAACUAAGAAACAACAAAAGGCAUUACAGUUUAGGAAGAAGGUUAGUAAUGUUAAUGCUGACACUGAUAAAAAUACAAGUGCUAGUGUAACUGAUAACAAUCAGGUAGAAAAGUAUGGCAAUGACAAUAUUGACGAUGCAAGUAUCCAAACGAAAAAGAGAAGAAAGACUAGACGUGGUAAAGGUAAAAGUAAGAAAGCUGAUGGCAAUAGGUUUUUAGUGUUUGUUGGUGGAUUACCCAAUAAUGUUACACCAAAUGAAUUGCAAGCACAUUUUAAAAGUGCAUCACCAGAUCAUAUUAGAAUACGUAAUGAAAAACAUAUUGCAUUUCUGGAAUUUGAUGGUAACAAAGACCCUACUUCUAUACAAAGAAGAAUGGAUUUAGCAUUGUUACAAACUGGUACAAUUUUGCGUGAUGGUAAAAGGCUUAACGUUGAAUUAACAGUCGGUGGUGGUGGUAACAGUAAAGAGAGAUUAGAAAAAUUACGCAAAAAGAAUGAAAAAUUACAGAAGGAGACAAAAGAGAGGCUAGAUAGAAUGAAAGGGAAGGCUAAUGAUAAUGGGAGUACAACCAAUACAACUAACAGUACCAGUGCUGGUACAUCUACUGGUGAUAAAGAUAAUACUUCUUCAGCUAAUUUGACUGCCUCAAUCCAUCCAGAUAGAUUACGUUUAUUGAAGGAUUAG